Molecule: messenger RNA, 4481 nt
Organism: Oryzias latipes (Japanese medaka)
Lineage: Eukaryota; Metazoa; Chordata; Actinopteri; Beloniformes; Adrianichthyidae
Gene: cped1
Product: cadherin-like and PC-esterase domain containing 1
Source: RefSeq, a predicted model, not a curated record
CAAUGUUAAAGUGCCUAGGAUAGAACAAGGGGUUACAGGACAAAAAUGUGUUUUUGCUGCCUUUCUCCCCCUGUGAGCCCCCGUCCCUGUAAAAUCCUGUGCGCGCCCCUGCAGAGGCCUCCUCACUUUGCGGACCUAAGAUCCGGUAAAAACCGAACCUCUUUCUUUCUUUCUGACUUUCCUUUCAUGAUACCAAAAAGUUCUGACCUUUUCCCCGAACCCGCUAGAACGAGCCUUUGCGGCUCCGGUGUGUGAUCCACUGUGGUUCGGACAGCAGAACCAGAACCGGGCGCGUAAGGAGCGCAGUGAUCCGGAUCAUCUCCAAUCAGAGAGUCUGCGUGCCAGAGCGCGCGCGCGUUCACACCCACGUGCCUGUUGAUGAGAAGCAGAUGCUGGUGAGGUCCAGCUCACUUCCACCAGGACUCCGGGUCAGAACCGCGUCUGAAGCGGUCCGUUUGGAACAUUUCAGACUGGACUCGGGAUCUAGUCUGGACAGACGGACGUUUCCAGAAAGUAUUUUGCUUUCACGUAGCUGCGCGCGCGCAAUCCCGAAAUAACCUUAGCGGGCACGCGCAGGAGAAACAGGGAGGAGGUCCCGACCUCCCAGACAGCUUCAGACUUUAGCUGCUCUGGAUUUAGAACCGGACACCAUUCGGACGGCAGCCUAGUUUACUGUCUGGAGCAGAGACGGGGUUCCGGUUCUGGACUGGAAAACUUUUUUUUGAGGGGGUUGGUCCUCUUCUUCAGAAUGCUCCUACGCCGGCGCGCGCUCACCGGGCCCGUGCUGUUGCUUUUGUUUCUGUGUGUCUGCUAUAUGAGCUGGAACCGGUCCAAACCCCAGUCCGGUUCGCAGCGUGGGUCCGCUGAAUCUCUGCUGGACACCAGGAGGCUGAUCUCCGCUUUGGAGUCUGCGCACAAGGACGCACAGAGGCCUCCUCUUCAUCACCGGGCCGUGGUUCUGAUUGGUCAGCUGCCGGUCUGGGACACUGAGGUCCAGUUGUACCAGCAGGUUCUGCAGCAGAUGGACUAUGAGGUCCAAAUGUCCAGAUAUGCAGAGACCCGGAGCUUUCUGUGGAUGCAGCCGGGUAAACAAGUGAAUGGGUGGAGCCUCCUGCUGUGUCUUAGCAGCGCAGAGCAGAGCUGUCUGAGGAGGAUCAGCUUCUCUCUCUUGCAGCAGGACCACAUGGUAAACCUAAUACCGGGGUUGGUGAAGGCCUUCUCCGAUGCAGGUGGAGGUUUCUGUCACUUCCUCACUCUCUCCCAGCAGACAGGUGUGUCGGUUUCAGGUUGGUUAAAGAGAUCUACCUCUGCAGAAGCCGAAUUACCCAUGAGGCCUCGCUCCUGUGGCUCCACCUCCUGGAAGCGGCUCCUUUAUAAGGACAGGAGCUCUCCUGUGGACGUCCUAUCUCCCGCUCUGGUUGCUAUGGUGAACGUCUACGUCCUGGUCACGUCUGUCAGCCCGCUGACCGCCUUCCUGCAUGAUGUGGGGGUAGUGGUGCAGAGUCAGCAGCGGCAGGGUCGGCCACUCAAGAUCCGAGAUUUCCUGCUUCAGCAGCUGGGGGCGUCUGACUCCCAUCAGGCUUUGAGGCAGUUGAAGGAGGUGCUGGGGGAGGUGCUCCAAGCAGCCUCAAACAGUGAGAUGCUGGAAGCAACACCAAGGUGUUUGCUGUGUUUCCAGCUUCUCACCUUCACCCUCCUCUUCAGGGGCUCCAUCUCACCUGUCAUUGUCCAGGUGGACACUAAGCUGAACUUCUCCUCUCUGAGCAACACCACCUUUGACAGACAGAUCACUAGAGACCAGAUCCUGGAGGAUGUGCUGCACUUCCUGCUGGCCCCACCCACAUACCUGUCCUCAGCUGCCCAGGUUGGCAGCUGCAGAGGGACACGGCCCAUCUGUUUGUCUCAGGGCCACUUCCUGUUCCUGCAACGCUUCCUCCAGCAGCUUCAGACUCCGUUCCCCUUCCACCUGCUGUAUCCCAGGAUCUCCUCCUCCUCCUCCUCGGCUCCUCUUAGCCUCUCAGAGCUUCAACAGCAGAUUGUCUUUUUGCUGCAGAAAGACAGAGCUGAGGACGUCAACAUCUCUACCAAUAAAGAGCCAGCAUCUUCAAAACAAGGAAGUGUGUGCGUGGACCCCCACCUCAGACAAAUAUACACAGAGCCCCCCCUUGCCCUGACUCCGCCUUUCAGUCCCAGGAUAAAGGAGUACUCUGCACAGGUGACAUUCGACACGGUUUUGGUCCGGAUCCGUCCUAAGCCCGUCAGCUCCACCUGUAAGGUUCACUUGGAUGAGCAGCAAGGACCCAGACUGGCCAACUAUCCCGUGGGCCUGGGCACCAGCAGGAUCCGCAUCCUCGUGACGGGGGGAUCCCAACAACACCUUGUUGUCAUGGCGAUCUACACCAUCCAUGUGCUCCGCGAAGGCCGGCCCAUUCUCCCCAUGUUGGGAGAUCAUGUGAUGUGCUCCUUCCUGCAGGACUGCAGUCUUUUGGUCCAGCCAAGUCUUCCCUGUGGUCUUCAGCCUUACGCCAUGUCUCCAAGUCCAGUAAAAACCUGCAGCUCCGGACGCGCCCCAGGUCGGUGGGUGGUUCCAUGUCUAAGCUGUUCAGACAACAGGACAUGUGAUUGGAGAGAGGUAGCCUGGCAACCAGACGGUUGUUACCAUCCGCUGGUGAAGCGCCCCCUGCUGCAGGACUGUAUGACAGACAGAAAGGUGCUCUUCAUUGGGGACUCCACCAACCGCGGGAUGAUGUACUUCCUGAUGGAGCGACUCAACUCAAGUCUGGAGGACUGGGGCAAAGCUCACAACACGCUGAUCUAUCAGAACCUGAAUAAGGGGCGGUCCCAGGUCAGCUACUCGUAUUACCCUCAGUUCUGGAUGGAGAGGAGCCAGAGGCCAGCUUUCAGGGAGGUGCUGCUGCAACUGUUGGACAGGUCUGGACCUCUGGUGAACUCCAACCUGACGGUUCUGGUGGUGGGAGGAGUUCAGUGGCUGAAGACCAAACACCUGAAAACCAUACAGGAAGUUCUGGACAGAAAGUCUCUCCGGAACGUUUUGGUUGUUGUCAAGUCUCUGGGGAUGGGCUUCCACCUUCCUAUGGAUGGAAUCAGAUCCCUGACUUUGACUGAGGUCCAAGCUCUGUUCAGACAGAACCUGGAAAUUAUCUCCACAGCAGAGAAGCUAGGGUUCGAGGUGAUUGACACGCUCAGUAUUACCAUGGGUCGACACAAAGAGUUUCUGCAGGGACGCUGUGCUUGCCACUUCCAUGAGGUGGAAAAACUUCCAAAUUCAAAACCUCAGGAUGAUUCCCAAUUCCGAACCAAAGAACCGAGGACCGGUCUAACUGAAUCCGGACUGACCAGCUCAUCACCCGCACGGGACCUAGACCAGGUGAAGCAGUCUUCCCCUCCAACCUAUCAUGUCAGGGGGCCGGUUAAUCAGGUGUACUCUGAGGUCUUGCUGAGCCGCCUGUGUCCCAGAUUCGAGGACUGAGACUCACCUGUGUGCUGCUGAACGAGGACUGUAGACACCUGCAGGAUUCUGUCAGACUUUGAAAAACCAGAACUUUGGAAAUGAUGUUUUUGUUGAAACUUGUCUUACGUCUGUUUCAAAAAAUGUGCAAAACAUCACAAAGCCACAGGUAAACUGAAACCAGGAGGGAUUUUGGAGAAUUUCAGUCAAAGAAGAACCCAGCUUUAUUGGUGGGGGGCAGGUGAGUACAGGAAGAGACCAUUGAUUCCAACUGGACUGCCCUCAGAAGACACCACAAGUAUGGAUUCUGUCAGAACUAAGAUGUUCUGGUUGAUUAAUUUACGGUAUGGGUUCUCCAGCAGGUUUUCUGUUCAUUCUGUUUCUCUGAAAGGAAAUGCUCUGGGUCAGAAUGGAACUAUUUGAACUGGUCCAGUUCUGUUGGCAGUGCCAAUCAUAUCCUAUGGGUCAGAUUGAUGUUUCUGUAGCUGAUCCAACUGGACUGGUCAGAGCCAGGCUGUCCCUGAUCACAUAGAACUAAAUCCAACUAGACUGAACUGAAACGGCCAGAAGAACCAGAGCCACUGCCCGCCAAGUUCCUGGUACCGCCCAGUUUAGUAGUUUAUUUACUGAGUCGGUCAAAGAGACACCUGAAACAAACACCUUUCUGCUCUAAGAUAGCUGCACCCUUAAAGGGGAUUUUUGGUUAUCAGUUUCUUACCGGUUCUGGGUAGUUCUAGUUGCUUCAGUCAGGUUUUGGUCUGGAUCAACAAAUCUUCUCAAAGAUUAAACUGUUUUGGAAGUUUCAGAAGAAUCUGCUUUUCUAAAGCGUAAUCUUAAUCUGGAAUAACUACAUUGUGGGAGGUGUAAAAGCUGGAUCCGAACCUCACCCCGCCAUCCAAACUGGACUCCAUCCGUUCCUGGUUGAGGAACUGGUGCAGGGAACGGUUGGACCACCUGAUGUUUUCUUGUCUGUGAGUUUGGCUCCGCCCUCAUAAAGAAAUUUUAAAACAUU